Lodderomyces beijingensis is the source of this 1869-nucleotide messenger RNA. The record is from the annotation of a GenBank genome assembly. NCBI's taxonomy places the organism in Eukaryota, Fungi, Ascomycota, Pichiomycetes, Serinales, Debaryomycetaceae.
AUGAGCAGUAUUAAUAUUUCUUACGCUGCCGCUGCCAAGUCCCUCACCGAGGAACAGGUCAAGGAACAGGUCAAGGAUUCUUCUUGCAACUCCACCAACCUUCAGGAAAAGAAGGAAACCACUGCAUCAAGCAACGCCAGCCAUGAUGAGUCCAGCAAUGGCGCAAGUGCCGCUGCUGCGGCGGCGAACAACAAUGCCACGGCACCAAAGCCCACUUCAUCGCCAUCUUCAUCUUCCUCGCCUUCGUCGUCAGCCAGUAUCAAGUCUUUGUCAAAGCCAAAUUUAGCUCCAGCACCAAUACCCACAACUUCUGUAUGGGGCUCGAUAUCCAACGACAUUGGCGAAUUGAAAAUCUCCGAUAAUGCCAAAACUCCAGUCUUGGGUGAACAGUCGCCGUCUUCCAAGGUUUCUCAACCGAAAAAAUUUAUCAAGCAAAACACCACUAAAUGGGUUCCUCUCGAUGUUAAUGUGACAUUGCAGUCGAGAACUCCCGGUGGCCAGAAGGCGAGAAGCAAGAAGAGAAACAAUGGUGCUGCAUCCUCCGCCGGUAGUGGUGCCCCAAGAGACCAGACUGGCAAACCAAGAUCAGCUGGUGGUAAAAAGAAGGACGAAAACAAGCCAAACCAUGCAUCAAAUGAAGAAUCAUCUGCCCGGUCAAAUGGAAGUAGCAAAGAAGAGCAAGAUGCCGGUGCUGGUUCUGUUCCAGUUGCAGCUUCGAAUGAUUUGAAAGAAGCCACUGAAAAGGAAAACAACGAAAAAGAAAAGGAAAAGGGCAAGGGCAAGGAGGAAAACUUUAAGCCCGCUAAUGCAGAACAACAAGAUGCCAACGCUUCAGCAGAAGCAGAAGAGUCCUUGGAAAUGAACAAUGACCAGGAAUCAACAACUCAAAAAUCGCAAUCUUCUGAGGAUAGUGUUGCUUCAGCCACUCAAACUCAACAAGGUCAAAACCAAAACCAAAACCAAAACCAAACCCAAACUCAAACCCAAAACCAGAACCAGAACCAGAACCAACAACCUCAUAAACCUUAUAACAACAAUAACAACAACAGACGUUAUAAUCCAAACUACAAUGGAUCUUCUAAUGGAUACGCAAAGAGGUAUAACAAUAAUUCAAACUACAAUCCCAACUACCAAGGCCAACAACAAUCGUAUGCACCACGUCCAUAUAGACAGCAAAGCUACAAAAACAACAGAUACAACAAUCAAAAUGGUUCUUCAGCGCCAAACCAACCUCAUUUCAACCCUCACAACUAUACCAACUAUGUUGCACCAAUGUAUUAUAUGCCCAUGCAAGUUCCUCCUCCCUACCUAGCUCAAAACCGCUCUGCUGCCGCUGCUGCUGCUGCUGCUGCCAUGCUUGCUCAACAACAACAGCAUCAGCAUCAAACCCAAUUCCCUCAACAUUUCCAGAAUCAUCACCACCAUCAUCAUCAACAACAACAACAACAACAACAACAACAACAACAACAACACCAGCAGCAGCAGCACCACCACCACCACCACCAACCACACCAGCCAUACCAACAACAACAACAACAACAACAGCUGCAUCCACAUUCAUCGUCAGUGUCAUCAGCCACUAGUAGCACUAGUGGGUCAGCGCCACCUCCAAUUUCGCCGCAGCAGAACCCACAAGAAGCAUUAAUUCACCAGUUGGAAUAUUAUUUCAGCGAUGAAAACUUGGUUAAAGAUUUCUUUUUGAGACAAAACAUGGAUUUGGAAGGUUGGGUUCCAUUGGAAUUGAUCUUGAGUUUCAAACGAGUCAAAAUCAUCACUAAUCAAGGUGGUAUUGACAUGGAUGAAGUUUUGAAAGAAUGCAAAAACGUUGAAGUCAACCAGGAAGGUAACAGGAUAAGGCGUGCGCAGUAA